CAACUAGAAGAAGAUUGUAUGAGCGACCAAGAGUGGAGAAAUAAUUGGUACGAUGAUGCUAAGGAAUGUGAAGUGUUCAUAAUUAAAGUAGAGAAUAGUAACUUGAAAGAAGAAACCAUCAAGUUAGAACCAGAAGAUUACUCACCUACCCUUAGAUUUUUCAAUAAUAGAGUUUCUGGCCUUGGACUCUUACUAGCCUAUUUUCUAACUCCAGAGAAAUCAGAUGAUAAAUCCACCCAAAGCAGAGGUGUGGUAAUACUGAGCGAAACGGGAUCAGAAAAUUGUAAAGAAAAUACUAACCUGAAAACCGACAAAGAAGGAGAUGACGAAUUCUGGUAUAGCCAUAAUGAUGAUGAAACUGUAAUAACCUAUAAAGGGGAAGAUGGAUGCCAUAAAAUAAAUGAAGAAAAAGAAGUAUUUAUGAUAAUAAUAGAAAAUGAAGACGAACAGAAGGAAGGUAUUGAAGUAGAAAACAUAGUACCAGGACCAAGUGAAUAG
Messenger RNA from Dentiscutata heterogama, 498 nucleotides. Lineage: Eukaryota; Fungi; Glomeromycota; Glomeromycetes; Diversisporales; Gigasporaceae. The record is from the annotation of a GenBank genome assembly.